AUGGUUGAGUUCAAGGCUGGUAGAACUGAUUUCUUUUACGUUCCUGAUACUACCGGCCAAUUGCGCCCCAAUGUUGGAGAUUUGGUAAUUGUAGAGGCUGAUCGUGGCAAGGAUCUUGGUAAGAUUGCAUUGAAUACCUUGACAUUGGAAAAGGAUGGUAGCAAUGGUGGUGGUAAUGGUUCAAAUGAAUCUGGAGAUAAGAUGAGAGAACUUCAUGUGAAGCGUAUCUAUCGUCUGGCAGCACCUGAAGAAAUUGGGCUGUUAUUGGUCAAGGGACAAGAUGAACAGUGUGCAUUAGUGGUCUGUCAACAAAAGACCAAGCAGCGCAAAUUACCAAUGGACGUUGUAGAUGCAGAGUAUCAAUGGGAUCGUCGCAAGCUGACUUAUUACUUUGUGGCCGAUCGUCGCAUUGAUUUCAGAGAAUUGGUCCGAGAGCUGUUCAAGAUUUACAAGACUCGAAUCUGGAUGUGUGCUGUGACGCCUCCAAAUGAAGCAUCUUGAACAAACAGACAAACCGAAAAAAAAUAUAUACUUCUUCUUCUUCUUCUUCUCCUUAUUUUUACUAUUCUUAUUCUUUUAUUAUAUUAUAUUCUAUUUUAUUUUAUUUAUUUCAUUUUAUUUUUACUGCUUGCCUUGUAUUGUAUUUACAUUUCUAUAUCUUUUUCUCUCCUCCUCUAUUACUCUUCUUUGUCUUCUUCUCUUUCUGCACACUCACCUAUACUCCCACUCCCGCACACCGUCACUCCUCACAACCAAAUACACCAACACACACGCAUAUAUAUAUAUAUAUAUAUCUCUUUGAAUU
Molecule: messenger RNA, 805 nt
Organism: Phycomyces blakesleeanus NRRL 1555(-)
Lineage: Eukaryota; Fungi; Mucoromycota; Mucoromycetes; Mucorales; Phycomycetaceae
Exons: 2
Coding region: 1-501 (166 amino acids)
Cellular component (GO): cytoplasm
Source: RefSeq, a predicted model, not a curated record